UACCUGAGAGAACGAUCCCGAGUUCUCCAGAAGCAACGACCCGAUACCAAAGCCGAGUUUGUCAACAAUGUCAAGAAAGCCUUUGAAGGCACCCCAGCCGAGCGAUUCUUCAAGAAUAACCCCAAGUUCAUUGAGGAGCUGGCCGAGAAGGCUGCCUCUUUGGCGGAUGACCUAACCAACCACCCCGAUCUGCAACAAGGACCUGCUCCCCAAGACGCCCAGGUCACUAUGCACCAGAACGUAAUCUACUGUGACGACAGCUCCUCCAUGCAUCGCGAAGGCCGCUGGGACUCGCAGAACCAGUUGAUCAACCGCAUCGCCCGUGUCACCACGCGGAUCCUGCCCGAGGGCGAGGGCGUCUACAUGCGCUACAUCAACCAGGAGAUCCCCAACUCUGAUAGCCUCAAGUUCGAAGAGCUCCUCAACGCCGUGAAGCCGCUGACCUGGGGCGGCGACACGCCCAUUGGCACCAACCUUAAGAGCAAGAUCCUGCAGCCGCUCGUAUACAGCAAGCUACCGAACGACCUCAAGAGGCCGCUGCUGGUGUCUGUCAUUACCGAUGGCAUGCCGGAGCCGGAGCCCAAGAGCACGUUUGUGAAUGCGAUCGCUGAGUGUGGCGAUAAGCUCGAAGCGGCUGGCCUUCCUCGCGAGAGUGUCAAGUUCAUCAUUGGUCAAGUCGGUUCCGCCAAUGCCGCAACUGAGUUCCUCCAGAGCGUCGGCAAGGAGUCCAGGAUUCAAGACGUCGUAUUCGUGGCCUCUGAAAGGCUCGAUGUCACAACCUCAAGGCUGGAAAAUGAUUGGAAGAUGGAUGAAUGGCUCAUUGAGACGCUCUAUGCGCCCACCAUGAAGGGCUAG
Messenger RNA from Clonostachys rhizophaga, 855 nucleotides. The record is from the annotation of a GenBank genome assembly. Lineage: Eukaryota; Fungi; Ascomycota; Sordariomycetes; Hypocreales; Bionectriaceae.